This is a messenger RNA of Polypterus senegalus (gray bichir), 2427 nucleotides long. RefSeq names its product NXPE family member 4-like. The transcript has 6 exons. The record is from RefSeq and is a predicted model, not a curated record. The coding region runs from base 696 to 2402 and encodes 568 amino acids. Lineage: Eukaryota; Metazoa; Chordata; Cladistia; Polypteriformes; Polypteridae.
UUUAAUGGGAUGUUCGAUUUUGUGGCUAGUUAUACGCUUUGUCAUUUUAUGUUAUUCGGUUCUGAGGCGACUUUUUAAAUGUUUCUUUCAAUUCACAGGAGACUCCAAGCGUCACCAUUUAAUCGCCAAUCGACUGGUUCUCAGUCGAGCCGUGGCGCUGUUUUGGGGGCGGGGCCAACUAAGGGGUACAGCACUUUAUAUGAGCGCACGUGAAGUCGCCGUUAAAGAGAGAAAGAAGGUUUGGGAAACGCCCAAAAAAAGUCUUUACAUAUGUCCCUCGUAAAUCGCUCAGAUUAAUUGUUUUCGGGAAGUUGCGUUGUGAAAGUCUGAUUUGCGCAAGCAUGACCAUGGUUGAUAAGAUAAAUGAGGGCUGGCUGUUGUGAUCUCGUCUCUCUGUUGACUCCUAUGUUAUUUUUCGCGAUAUGGACGCCUUCACUGAUUCUCUUUUUCGGUCAAGGUGCGCUCCGUCUCUUUAGACUGCUACUUUUUGCAGAGCACCAACUUCGCACUGAAGCCAAAGGCAGAACACGAACGAGGAAGUGCCGCGUAUCGACUGAGACGAUGAACUGCCAAUCACUCUUGUACGUCAGACGUCUGCGGAGGGUGUGCUUGAGAUGCACCCCCUUUCCUUCCUUCCUUCCUUCCUCUGUUUUUAAGCACAUUAUCGUCGCAGACUUUGGAGGACGCCGCCAAAAAUGAUAAAGAGUAUUAUAUUCGCAUUGUUGAAAAUCAACAGGCAUUACCAGGUGGUUAACUAUGCAGCCAUUUUUACAACAAGAAAAAAGACGCUUUAUGUUUUAAUUCUCAUUCUGUGUCUUACCUCAGUGUUCGUAAUAAAUAAAAUUACAAAGAUUCCUUUCAUAAGGAUGCAUAAAGAGCAUUUCUCCCACAAGACCGCCAGUCAUGUGUUAAGAGCAAUCGAGCGACACCUGAACGUUACCCCCUACGGCAAGAUGACUCCGCUUUCUAGUGCAGAGGAAAGCCUGGUCACCCUUUUAAAUCCCAAGCCCAGUUACAAAGUGGGAGAGACGCUCAGUCUUCGCGUGGAUUUGUAUGAUCAAGAUGGCCAACAUAAAAGUUCUGGAGGGGAUUUCUUGUUGGCCAGAAUUUUUUCUUUGUAUCUUGAUGCCUCUGCGUCUGGUGUGCUCGAAGACUUUAGUAAUGGGACCUACAAGGUUACCUUCACAUUGUUUUGGCCUGGACGGGUAGAAGUUUCAGUACAGCUGGUACACCCCAGUGACGUGGUAUCUGUAUUAUGGAAGGCCAGGCAGCAGGACUAUGAUAAAAUUAUGUACAAGGGCAUCUUCAUGAACCAUACAGGAAUACAGGAGGAACACCAAUGUUUUCAGCACUUGGUUAAAUGGAAACAUCUCUGUAAAUAUAAAGAUUAUAGGGAUAAUGAAUAUUUUUUUUGUCUGAAACCUAAAUACCUUUCCUGUAACCAUCUUAGGUAUCUUUAUUCAAAGAACAGUGAGGAUCUCAACCUCAGUCGUCAAGAAUUUCACAUUUUAUUGAGGUCAGAUCUUGCAGUUGAAGUCCCCAGUGAAUUUUUGUACAUUGAUGUUACUGAGUGCAGUGACAGUUUUCAUGGACCAUCUCUAAAAUGCAAAAUGGGAAUGAAGUUUGAAUCUCCUGGAGGCUUUUUCCAUUUAAACAAAUGGUAUCCCAAAAAUUGCAUCGUGUGUCAGUUCACAAGGGUAGAUGAAGUUAAUGGCUGCCUGAAAGGAAAGCAGAUCUACCUGUUGGGAGACUCGACUCUGCGCCAGUGGAUUGAGUACUUCAUCAAGAUCCUGAAAAAUUUGAAAAUGACCAAAAUGCCUCUUGGGAUUUCCCCUGUGAUGGCAACUGAUGUUCAAAGAAAUAUCCACAUCGCCUGGAUGAAGCACUGGCAGCCUUGGGUUAGCGGCACACCAAACGCCGUGAGCAGUGGGCAGUACGUUGCUCGACGGCUCGACACGAUUGCUGGAGGUACCAAUACGACUGUUGUCCUUGCCCUUGGCCUGCACUUUAGGCCCUUCCCUAUAAUGCUAUUCUUGAAGAGGCUGUUGAACAUUCGCAAAGCAAUCGAAAGACUUCUUCGGAGGAACCCAUUAACAAGAGUCUUUGUCAAACUGGAAAACACCCGCGAUCUCUCGGUUGACAUGGUCCGCUUUAGUAACUGGCAUGGCUAUGUGCAAAAUCUGGCUCAGAGGGAGGUGUUUCAGGGCCUGAACAUUCAGUUCAUAGACGCCUGGGACAUGACCGUCUCCCACAACUCAUUUGCCAUCCACCCCUCAGCUAAUAUUGUUUGGAAUCAGCUGACUUUGUUUUUAACGUACAUAUGUGAUGAAUGUACCGAUACCCAUAGCUUUCAGUGUGACAGUAACAGAAAGGUGGAAGCAGAUGACACAGAUGAUGGCUGAUGCUUAGGUAAAAAAAAAAAAAAAA